AUGAUAUUGUCAAGAUUGAAGAAAGUAUUCCUUUGUGUUUAUCUCAUCGUAUAUUAUGCAUCAACCCAUGCGCCUGCGGCCGCCACGGACACGAACUUUCUUGGUAGUCCUUUACUGGGUGACUUCCACGAUGUGAACGAGAUGCAACCCGUUGUGGUCAUUAGCUUCCUUUCAACUUGUGCCGGGAUUUCUCUAGACACGUCACCACCGUCUUGUUUCAUCACCAAGUUCAUCGAGUCCAUGUUUCCUGAACAACAAGAGUGGGGAGGUUCUUCUUGUUUGCUGGAAGAGUUCGCGGUAUCCAGUGCGGCCGCGAGAGCGCGACAACUUUGUCCCGAUAGCACAGAUGACGAGCAACAUGCUCUUCAAGCCGUCUUGACAAACCAGCAGUGCGCCCAAGAACUUUGUUACGAACAAUCGUUCUAUGGGAUUGAGGCAGCUUGGAUGAACAACUGUGGUGACAUCAGGCUGCCUGAUCCUCAGGCGUCCGAGGAACAAGAAGUGAUGCUCUCUUGCAUGCUCCAUUUUGCAAUGUCUUCACCUGCUUCAGUCUUUGAUUUGUCGUAUCCGACGGUGGGAUCCAUUGAAGCCUGCUUUGCACCGGCAUACGAGACCAUGGCAAUGUUCUGCCCUCAAGUACUGGCACCUAGAGCACACGACGAGUGCUCGGAAGCUACUUCGGAGAUGGAUUCGACGGCAGCAAGUAUGACUAACGAAAGCUCGGGGCAAUAUCAACUGUUCAUCGACUUUUGCCAUCUGAUGAUAGAGUUGAGCGAGUCUCCAAAACGACAAUGCCUUGUUCCACUUUGCGCGUACUAUGACACGACAUCUUCGCCAACCUUUGUUGCAACAUUGGCGCCGUCAUCAAAACCCAGUGUGCCCCCCAGCAGUGAGCCUUCCAAUGGCCCCUCUCUCCGACCAACAUCUUCGCCCAGUGAUCGUCCAAGCUCUUACCCGACAAGCUUUCCAUCCAAGAGCCCCAGCACUGUGCCAACCAAUUCUCCGACGUUCUUUCCUAGCACUGUACCUUCAAUGGCUCCCUCCAACUUGCCAUCAUUCUCCCCGAGCUCUACUCCAUCAAUGGCACCCACAACUAAUCCAUCCCAGAUCCCAUCGCAGAGCCCAUCCCAAGGACCGAGCAUGCUUCCAAGUUCGAUCCCCAGCUCUACUCCUUCACUUUCUCCCUCCAACUUGCCAUCGUAUUCGCCAAGCUCAAGUCCGUCGGCAUUCCCAAGUGCAGCACCUUCAGUGCAACCAUCAAUCUUGCAGCCUUCGAUUGAAGAAGAGAUUGACGUGGUCGAAGUACAGCUCUACACUUUCCUCAUCGUGAACAAUGUCGGCAUGGCAGGUAUGACGCCCGAAGAGGAGGAGGAGUUAUUCUUGGCCUUCGAAGCGUCCGUGACAAGGUCGCUGUACGAUUCCAGUGGGUUUGGCUUGGUAUCACUUGGGGAUAUUGACGGCUCUGUUGCGGUACAAGUCGUGUCGACGGAAGAGCUUGAGGCAGAGCCACCUUCCCUCGGAGUGGAUUUCCAGGUGACUCUUCGAGGAGAGUGUCCUAGUACUUGCAAUAGCACGGCUUUGGCGGAUGACCUGUUGCAGGACUUCUUCCAGAGACUGAAGGAUGCGAUCGCUUCCGGCGCUUUAGCCCAAGCCCUUCGGCAAGAGGGCACAGAGAGGAACAUUGAGACCCUCGAAUCUGUUUCGAUUCCACAAGAUCAAUCAGCAUUUGUUCGCUUUAACAUCCGGGUACGAGAGCCAUACAAUGAGGUCCAAACCGUCGAACGAAAAGAUAUCAGUGCUGCAAGUUCUGUACGACCAGUUUCGUUGAUUGUCCUCGCCUUCACAAUGGUGUCUGCCCUGGUAGUUGCCACAGCGAUACAAUAA
Messenger RNA from Seminavis robusta, 1884 nucleotides. NCBI's taxonomy places the organism in Eukaryota, Bacillariophyta, Bacillariophyceae, Naviculales, Naviculaceae. The record is from the annotation of a GenBank genome assembly.